Sebastes umbrosus (honeycomb rockfish) is the source of this 2684-nucleotide messenger RNA. RefSeq names its product N-acyl-aromatic-L-amino acid amidohydrolase (carboxylate-forming) B-like. Bases 338 to 1351 code for a protein of 337 amino acids. NCBI's taxonomy places the organism in Eukaryota, Metazoa, Chordata, Actinopteri, Perciformes, Sebastidae. The transcript has 7 exons. Gene Ontology annotation, molecular function: hydrolase activity, acting on ester bonds; aminoacylase activity. The record is from RefSeq and is a predicted model, not a curated record.
GGUAGAGAGACGGUGAGAGUUUGCAUAACAGGCAGCUCCGGCCUGUACAGAGGGAGGGAUGGGAAUGCUGAAUCAGUGAAACUGCAUGAAAGCCUGGGAGAGGGUAAACGGCAGGGGGAGAGGGAAGAGAAAGGGUAGAUUGGGUAAGAUGUACAGCACGAUGCCUGGUCAUUCAUUUCAUCUCUUAUUUGUGAAUGUGGAGCUGACAGUUCGCCCUGUUUUACCUCGAGUUGAGAGACUUUAAACAGACUCAGUGCUGCUUCAGAGUAAAGUACAUUUACUAGGGUUUAAAGCCGCAACUGCCCCUUUACAGUUUCCAGCAAGCCAGAACAGCGAGAUGGAGAUGGACAAGGCGGUGUGUUUGCCGAGGUUGCCCCGGGUCGCUGUGUGCGGCGGUACCCAUGGCAACGAGCUGUCUGGGGUGUACUUGGUGAGAGAGCUGCUGAAGAUGGAGAAGAAAGGGAUGGGGAAGGAGGAGGAAGAGGAGGAGCCUCUGUCGGUGCUGAAGGUGCUGUCGAACCCGCGGGCCAUGCAGCAGUGCCGCAGAUAUGCCGACACCGACCUCAACCGCUGCUUCACCCACGCCACCCUCAGCGGUCCCAUAUCAGACGCUGCCCCCUACGAGAUGAUCAGAUCCCGAGAACUGAACGCCACGCUGGGACCUAAAGGAAGUCCCGAGGCGGUAGAUCUCGUUUGCGACCUCCACAACACCACCGCCAACAUGGGCCUGUGCCUCAUCGCGUACUCUGACCACGACUGGAUCUGCCUGCACAUAUUCAGACACCUGCAGAGGCAGAUGCCAGAUAUACCAAUGAGGUACAUCCAUUUUGAUGUCUCCAAUAAAGAAUCAUAUUCCCUUGAUUCAGUGGGAAAACAUGGCUUUGCCAUGGAGAUCGGCCCCCAGCCCCACGGUGUGGUGAGGUCAAACAUCUAUACGGCAAUGAAAGUUGGCGUGCAGCACGUGCUCGAUUGGGUCCGUUUCUUCAACUCAGGUACUAUUUUUGAAGGAGGAUUUGCGGACGUAUUCACCAUGAUUAAACACAUCGACUACCCAAGAGACAGUGAGACUCGUAACAUCACAGCAGCCAUUCAUCCUCAACUCCAGGACCGAGACUUCUGCCUGCUCCACCCCGAAGACCCCCUGUUCCAGACUUUCUCAGGUGAAACUCUGAGGUACAGAGGCAAAGAACCUCUUUAUCCUUUCUUCAUCAAUGAAAGUGCUUACUACGAGAAGGGCAUCGCUCUCUCCCUGGCAAGAAAAAGGCGCGUGAUGAUCCCUGCGAUCCGGGUGCAGACAGAACAGGAGCAACAAGCUGACGUACAGGAGUUUGCAUCAGAGGAAGAGGAGUGAGGAUGGGCUGUUGACACGCUGUUGACACACAUGAUGAGACUGACUGUGAAAUAAAUUUUACAAAAAGCUUUUAUUGAAACAACAGCAGUUGCUUGGGACACGCACGUGUACGCUCGCUUGCACUCGCACAUGGUAUUUAAGUGGACAAUUAUUAACCGUCUCAGCUCACGACUGGAGAGUGAACAACACAUUCACUGCAGAGUCACAAAAGCACAGCCAUACAUGGACAUUUGCUGUUAUAUUUACGCUACAAUGGAUUCAGGGGAUAGAACAAUUUCUUGAAUUAAAAGGCUGAAUAUGCAAAAUACAAUCUGAUUCAUCACGAGACACACCACACCACACCACACACUUCAUUUCGCAGACAUUCUUUAGUUUUAAUUUUUUUUAUUUUUAUAUUUCUGCAAACAUAUAGCAUAGUUUUUAGGGUAAUAUAUUUUUCUAAAUUUAUUUUAUUUUUGUGACACUUCAAAAAAAUAGAUUCACUACCGACCACUACAGCAAUAUUCAGGAUAUGUUCAAAAAUAAUUUAAGUGCAAAGGAAUACUGUAGCUUAUCACAAUAUGGCCUUUAAAUUACAUUCAUAAUGCCUAACAGGGAAACGCUGUUGCCCUUAAAUCCUGUUGAAUCGAAAUGUUGGUACCAAAUUAAUAAAAAAAAUAAAAUAAAGGAACACCUAUAAAUCAAACACAUAAUAACAAACACAACUGAAUUCACAAAACGAAACCAAUUUACGUGAACAUGUAAGUACAACAAUACAAAACAAAAUUGUGAAAAAACACUACCACUACUAAAAAAGUAUUACUUUUUGAUCUUAUCUGCAAAAGCCUACAAAAUCAGUCAAAAUGUAAAAAAAAUGCUUGAAAAUAGCAAAGAAAAUAAUUCAUUGGGUAAACAAAUUAUAAACACAAACACCUUAAUAAUGGCCAUGAAUAAAUAAAUAAAUAAAUAAAUGCAACUUAAAUUAAAGGGGAUGUCAAUCUUUUUGUAAUAACAGAAAAAUAUUUACAAAUAGUCGUUAAUCGCUCUAAUAAUAGUCAUCGUCGCUGGCCAUUGUCUCUCAUUACAAAAGACUGAUUGCACAACAGCAAACUUGCCAACAAAAAAAAUCUUGUGUAUGCAUACAAUGUUUUUGUCUUGCUCCACACCUACACCUGUCCUGCCAGGUGUUUUUCUGGGGCAAUGAAGGGGAAAUGUCAACACACCCAACUGUGAUUCAGGGUGUGAUCAGAGGUGCAAUUGACUUGAUAAUGGCAAUUAGAAGUGAAACAAAAGCUGUGUCCCUAUUCCAUAUCACAAACUUAAUAAAGUAUACAUGAUGUACUGCUGUAUAUAA